Molecule: messenger RNA, 972 nt
Organism: Cervus elaphus (red deer)
Lineage: Eukaryota; Metazoa; Chordata; Mammalia; Artiodactyla; Cervidae
Product: basic salivary proline-rich protein 2-like
Exons: 2
Coding region: 1-972 (323 amino acids)
Source: RefSeq, a predicted model, not a curated record
AUGGGGGACCCCGCCGUGAGCCGGUCGACCGCCGCCGGGAGGUCCCCGUCGACGCCAGACGACCACCCCCACAUCCCCCCCCCUGAAACGGGGCAGAGCCCUCCCCCACCACCUCGCACACCCUUACGGCCGCACCACCGGACCCCGUCCUCUCCCCUCAACCACCGGGGCCCCUACCCGCGCCCGCGUCCCAGGCACCCUUCUCCCCCCACCACCAAGACGGGAAGCGUGGCGCCAAGUGGGCAGGGGACACGACAGAGGAGAGAGGGCGAGAGAACCGGACAAUACAGCCGCGGUAGGCGUGGGGAGUGGGGGUUGGGAGCAAGCCGCGAGGCUCGGAGGGCAUGGGGAGGCGCCUGGCGACGAGCAGCGGGCGACCGACGACCAGCCGAGGCACCAGGUCCUCGGUCCAGGCACUCGGUCCAGGGCCAGCGGCGGGAGGCGACCGGCAGGCACGCGGACCCGCAGCGGGGAGCCGCCACCCGUCAGGCCGCACAGCCCGCGAGACGCGACCGGAGGAUCCGCACCGUGCGGUCCGCGGCCGGGGGGAAGGCAGUCGUGGCCGGCGCCACGGGCAAAGGGAACGUGGCGGGGAGGUCGGGGAAAGAGGGACACCGGAGAAGACGCCACCCGGAGCGGGGCAAGGGUGGCGGGACGCCCGGCCGAGGAUGGAGGGGCGGGCGGGAAGGCGGAGGAGAGCCGCCACUCUGCACGCCGCCCCCCACCUUCUCGCGCGGCCCCUCUUCCCCUACCUCCGGAAAGGCCACCGGACCCGACCGCCCGCCCGGGGCGCGCCGCCUUCCAGACGUCUUUCCCUCCCUUACCUUCCCAUCCGGCGCCGCCGGGGUGGAGGAGAGGCUCAGGAGACGGGCAGGGCGAGGCGAGACCACCGCGCCUCUCUCGGAACCGACCACGUUAAUGAUCCUUCCGCAGGUUCAACUAUGGAAAACUUGUCAGCUGAUCUGUCUAUAA